CGCUCGGCCGCCUGAGAUCUGGGAAUCGGGCCUCUCUCGGCACCCUGGCAACGGCACGGGGCGUUGCUCCGGGCUGGAUUGGUGACGCCUGGGCCCCUCUGGCGCCUGCGCAGUGGUCAGAGCCGCGCUCGCGCCGAGGUUCUGCUGUGUGACCGCGGCUGCUCCACCGCGGACGCCGAGCCAUGGCGGAAGAGGAGCUGGAGGCGCUGAGGAGGCAGAGGCUGGCUGAGCUACAGGCCAAGCACGGGGAUCCUGGCGAUGCGGCCCAGCAGGAAGCAAAGCACAGGGAAGCAGAAAUGAGAAACAGUAUUUUAGCCCAAGUACUGGAUCAGUCAGCCCGGGCCAGGUUAAGUAACUUGGCACUUGUAAAGCCUGAAAAAACUAAAGCAGUAGAGAAUUAUCUUAUACAGAUGGCAAGAUAUGGACAAAUAAGUGAGAAGGUUUCAGAACAAGGUUUAAUAGAAAUCCUUAAAAAAGUAAGCCAGCAAACAGAAAAGACAACAACAGUGAAAUUCAACAGAAGAAAGGUAAUGGACUCUGAUGAAGAUGACGAUUAUUGAACUAAAAGUGCUUACAGACUAGAACUUAACAGAACAAUUCUAGGACAGAAGUUAAGAUCUGAUGACUUUGUUUAUUGUCUAUAGGCCUUUAAAAAAAAUAAACUUGUUAUGCAAAAUAAAA
Callithrix jacchus (white-tufted-ear marmoset) is the source of this 681-nucleotide messenger RNA. It is a transcript of the gene PDCD5, whose product is annotated as programmed cell death 5. Gene Ontology annotation, molecular function: DNA binding. Gene Ontology annotation, cellular component: cytosol; nucleus. The record is from RefSeq and is a predicted model, not a curated record. Lineage: Eukaryota; Metazoa; Chordata; Mammalia; Primates; Cebidae.